CAAUAAGAACAUGAAACAACAGCUGGCCAUUUUCAUACUGGUUCCACAUUAAUUUCAUAGAUGAUUUGGAGCAGCGAUUAUAUAAAUGAUAAAGUGGAUGAAAAUGUCCGCAAGAAUUUUCUCAGUCAUCUCUAUUCUGCUUUAAACCAGGUUGGAUUUAGGGCUUACAAAGAUGACAAGGAGCUCCAGAGAGGAUGUGACAUUUCCAUUGAGCUAUUGGAAGCGAUCGAGCAGUCUAGGAUUGCCCUUAUCGUGUUCUCAAAAAACUAUGCUGGUUCCAGAUGGUGCCUUGAUGAGCUUGUGAAGAUCCUUGAUUGCAGGGAAAGAUUAGGACAGAUUGUUCUGCCUAUUUUCUUCCAUGUGGAUCCCUCAGACAUUCAUAAACAGAGGGGAAGCUUUGGUGAAGCAUUUGUGUGUCACCAGAAGGUUCCGCUGGAGAAAGUGGAGAGGUGGAAGACUGCUCUUACCAAUACUGCAAGUCUGGCCGGGUUUGAUCUGCAAAAUUUCAACGGGGAUGAGUCCGAGUUGAUCAAGAGAAUCAUUGAAGAGAUGUGGGGGAAAUUACAUCCUGCUUACCUUAGUGAUGUCGACAAACUUUUUGGAAUAGCAAGCCGGGAAGAAGAAUUAAUAUCACUUUUGAGACUUGACUUUAAAGAUGUUCGCUUCAUAGGAAUCUAUGGAAUGCUUGGAAUAGGAAAGACAACAAUUGCCAAGGUUAUUAGGAAUAGAAUCUUCCCACUCUUUGAAGGUAACAGUUUGCUUGAAGAUGUUUGUCUAGCAUCAAAACAAGGUGAUGGACUGGUUGAUUUACAAAAGAGACUUCUCCACGACAUUUUAAGGGUACGUGACUUAUAUGUAAGCAAUAUUGAUGAUGGCAUUAAUAAAAUCAAGAGAAGAUUACAGUACAAGCGGGUUCUUGUUAUCCUCGACAAUGUUGAUCACCUGGACCAGCUAGCAGCACUUGCUAAAGAGCACAACUGGUUUGGUGCUGGAAGCAGAAUCAUAGUAACAAGUAGAGAUGAAAAUUUACUUAAUGCUCAUAGAGUGGAUGCCAAAUUUUUGGUCCUGCCUCUAUCUUUUUAUUCUGCUUCCCAACUCUUUUGUUGGCAUGCCUUUAGACAACAUGAUCCUCCAGAUUAUUUUGCAGAGCUUUCCCAUAAGAUUGUGAGAUAUGCUGGAGGGCAUCCAUUAGCUCUUAAAGUUUUGGGUUCUUUCCUAUCAGAUAAAACUAUACCUGAGUGGAUAAGUGCAUUUGAGGAACUCAAGAGUGCUCCUAAUGGAGAAAUUUAUGAAGGACUUAAAAUGGGUCUUGAUUCACUAAAUGACCAUCAAAGGGCCAUUUUUCUUGACAUUGCAUUUUUCUUUGUGGGGAUGGAUGAAAAGGAUGCAAUUCCAAUAUUAGAUGGCUGUGGCUUCCAUACGAAAAUCCUACUUCGUGUUCUUACCCAAAAGUGCCUAUUAACAGUAAGUCUUGACAACAAGCUAAUAAUGCAUGAUCUGCUUCAAAAUAUUGCAAGAGAAAUUGUUCGUAGAGAAAAUGCUGAUGAACCUGGCAAGCGCAGCAGACUAUCUUUUCAUAAGGACGUCCGUAAGGUGCUGAAACACCAUGAGGGUACGGACAAAGUCGCAGGCCUUGUGGGCAACUUCCCUAGAUUAGGGAAGAAGUCAUUUAGUACUGAAGCACUUGCAAGGAUGAACAAACUAAGAAUACUCCAUCUUAGAAAUGCUGGCUUCAUUGGAGGCUGCCAACAUUUUUCAAAAGAAUUAAGAUGGCUGUGUUGGGAGAGAUUUCCUUGGGAAUCUAUACCGCCUGGUUUAAAUCUCAAAAGAUUGGUUGUGUUAAAGUUAAGAUAUAGCCACCUCAAACAAAUUUGGGAGCAAACAGAGGUUCUUAAAAAUCUGAAAGUCCUUGAUCUCAGUCAUUCUCAUAACUUAAUCAGAAUUUCUGAUAUAUCAGGUCUAUCCAAUAUUGAAAAUUUGAUCUUCAUGGACUGCAUCAAUUUGAUUGAGGUACACCAGUCCAUUGGCAAUCUUGGUAAACUCAUUUCUUUGGACUUGGAAAACUGCAAGAACCUUGUUCAUCUUCCCACACAGAUUUGUAAGCUAAGUUUUCUUGAGAACCUUAAUUUAUAUCACUGCUCAAAACUAACAGAGUUGCCUGAGGAUUUUGGUAACAUGGACAGUUUGAAGGAGCUAAAUAUAGGCUUGACUGCCAUCAAUAGUUUACCCAUUUCAAUUGGCCGUCUGAAGAAUCUUACUGAAUUUUUAUGGGACAAUGAAGGAAAUUCAUUUGGAAGUCCAGACAUCAACAGUUUGUCUGCAUUAUGGAAUUUUGCUUCUUUGAUAAGCUUGAAUCUCUCAUUAUGCAAUCUAUCAAAUAAUUCAUUUCCCAGAGACCUCAAUGGCCUACCAGCUCUGGAGAAAUUGUUGCUAAGAGGAAACAGUUUUCACAGCUUACCUCCUUGUCUAUUGCAUUUGCCAAAGUUAAAAGAGCUUGAUGUCUCUGAUUGUGAUCUAUCAAGGACAACAGAUCCCAUAGUUUGUCUGAGCACCACGUUGCAAAAAUUGGAUUUAUCCAAAAACAACUUUUGCAGCCUACCUAUUGAUCUUAGCUCCCUUCCUCAUCAAAGUCAAGUGAACAUAAGUAAGUGCAAUAAGCUUCAAACUGUAGAAGCCAACUUACACACACAUUUGAAUGCAAGGAAUUGUACAGUGUUGGAGAGAGUGGCAUAUGAAGGAGUGAUUGAUUUACAAGAAAAUCAUAUCCAAUCAGUUAGGAGAUUUAAUUGUUCUUUCUUUGCUUUUAAUGGCUGUGAAAAACUAGUUGAGAUUCAAGGAAUUUAUAAGCUGAGACCUUUAGCUAGAGGUGAACUUUCUAAGUUAGAGCGCUUGUUCGGAUUGGAUUAUUUGCUUAAAAAGCAGUUCAGUCUUCAUAAUGUUGCAGCAUGCACAUGGAUGAAGGCUCCCAUUCAGGGGUUGUCUCAGUGUGGAAGUGGGGUUUAUAGCAUUUUUCUUCCUGGAAAAAGGGUUCCGAGUUGGUUUAAUAAUAGGAAUAAAGGCAAUCGCUUAAAUAUUAACGUGCCUCAACUAUCAUGUGGAAGUUUCGAAGGGCUUGCAGUAUGUGUUGUUUAUUUGGUAAAUAAACCCUAUUCUUGUGAUCCAACUUUAGGCAUAAGGAUUGAUAAUAUCACUACUGGUUGCUUCCAUGCAUACUUUCCAAGGGUCAUUGGGUACCCCCAAAAAGAUGAAGUCAUGUGGGUCAGCUAUUGGAGAGCUCCAAGUUUGGUGAAUGGAGGGAACAGACUUCUGGUUGAAGUAAGGACGGCUAUCCAACCCUUCAAGGUGAAAGAGAUUGGCGUUCGCUUCUUAUGUGAAGAGAUGAUCGUGCAAUUGUCUGGAGAACAUCUGUUGAUUCCAAGAUACCAUUUCCGAAAAACAACAUUAGAUGUCUUCUACUUUGCCAGAAUUGUUGAGGCCUUGGAUUGGGAGUCUCUUCCCCUGGAUAUAAAGCAAUCAAUGAACAGUCUAGAACAUCUGCCUGUAGCAGUGUUGAAAUUGUUGAUGGUUUGGCUGAGAGAAAAUUUUCUGAUUGCAAGAGCUAAGGAGGCCCAUGCAGAUUUUUCAGACUUAAUUCCAGAAUGGGCGUACUUUCUACUUGUGGGAGCUUACAGGAGAUUAACUAGCAAAAGAAAUGAAAUGUGGAGAAGAAAAAAUAGAUAAUUAAAUGAGGUCUCCUCUGUAAUUUUAUUUGUAAUAUGGCACUUAUCAGGCUAGUCUGAUUUGUAAUGUGUUCCGAAUAUAAUAACUAUGGAGGCCCAGAUAUAUUUUUCAGAUGAGUCAAUCUCCGAAUGGAUGAAACUGCUAACGAUAUUGGUCCGCAGAAACUAGAAUAAAUAACAACUAACAAGAAAUGGAAUGUGAAGAAGGAAUGAUAAAUCAUCAAGUGAGCUCUCCUCGGUAAUUUUUCCUGUAAUAUGGUACUCAUACACUGCAUUGAUUAU
Molecule: messenger RNA, 4001 nt
Organism: Rubroshorea leprosula
Lineage: Eukaryota; Viridiplantae; Streptophyta; Magnoliopsida; Malvales; Dipterocarpaceae
Source: the annotation of a GenBank genome assembly